Messenger RNA from Poeciliopsis prolifica (blackstripe livebearer), 6034 nucleotides. It is a transcript of the gene hsp90b1, whose product is annotated as heat shock protein 90, beta (grp94), member 1. The coding region runs from base 135 to 3734 and encodes 1199 amino acids. Gene Ontology annotation, molecular function: ATP binding; ATP hydrolysis activity; ATP-dependent protein folding chaperone. The transcript has 28 exons. Lineage: Eukaryota; Metazoa; Chordata; Actinopteri; Cyprinodontiformes; Poeciliidae. The record is from RefSeq and is a predicted model, not a curated record. Gene Ontology annotation, biological process: protein folding.
GACUGGGCACGCUCACUCAGUCGAAGAAGUAGCCGCACGGCAACUGCUACAAAGACAGAGCUUCCUGCGCUAUUUCUCCUGCCUUUUGUCUCAGGAGCUGAGCACUCACAAUAUCAGUAGAGCUUUAUUUCAAAAUGAAACGAGUUUGGGUGGUAGGGCUGCUUUUCACACUUCUGGCCUUCGCUGCUGUAAGGGCCGAGGAUGAAGUGGAUGUGGAUGGCACAGUUGAGGACGACCUGGGAAAGAGCAGAGAUGGCUCCAGAACAGACGAUGAGGUGGUGCAGAGGGAGGAGGAGGCUAUCCAGCUGGAUGGUUUGAAUGCUUCUCAGAUUAAGGAACUCAGGGAAAAGUCUGAAAAACACGCUUUUCAGGCAGAAGUCAAUCGUAUGAUGAAGCUCAUUAUCAACUCUCUCUACAAGAACAAGGAGAUCUUCCUCAGGGAGUUGAUUUCUAAUGCCUCCGACGCUCUGGAUAAGAUCCGGCUGUUGUCUCUUACUGAUGAAUCAGCAUUGGCAGCAAAUGAAGAGCUCACCAUCAAAAUUAAAUCUGAUAAGGAGAAGAACAUGCUCCACAUCACUGACACCGGUAUCGGAAUGACCAAAGACGAGUUGGUGAGAAACUUGGGCACCAUUGCCAAGUCGGGCACCAGCGAGUUCCUCAACAAGAUGACGGAGAUGCAGUCUGAAGGGCAGUCUACGUCCGAGCUGAUUGGCCAGUUCGGAGUGGGUUUCUAUUCUGCUUUCCUGGUUGCUGACAAGGUUAUUGUCACAUCCAAGCACAACAACGACACACAGCACAUCUGGGAGUCAGACUCCAACCAGUUCUCAGUCAUCGAGGAUCCCCGUGAGGACACACUGGGAAGGGGAACAACCAUUACACUGGUCCUGAAGGAGGAGGCUUCAGACUACCUUGAACUAGAAACUAUCAAGAAUCUUGUGAAGAAAUACUCCCAGUUCAUCAACUUUCCCAUCUACGUUUGGGCUAGCAAGACUGAGACGGUUGAAGAGCCCAUCGACGAUGACGCUGAGGCAGAUGAACCAGAGAAGGAGGCUUCUGAAGAUGAGGCUGAAGUAGAGGAAGAGGAGGAGGAUAAAGACAAGCCAAAGACUAAGAAGGUUGAGAAGACAGUUUGGGACUGGGAACUGAUGAAUGACAUCAAGCCAAUCUGGCAGAGACCAGCCAAGGAGGUUGAAGAGGACGAAUACAAGGCCUUCUACAAGACCUUCUCGAAGGACAGUGACGACCCCCUGGCUCACAUCCACUUCACUGCUGAAGGAGAAGUUACUUUCAAGUCCAUCCUGUUCAUCCCCACGUCGGCUCCACGUGGCCUCUUUGACGAGUAUGGCUCAAAGAAGAACGACUAUAUAAAGCUGUUUGUCAGGAGAGUUUUUAUCACGGACGACUUCAACGACAUGAUGCCCAAAUACCUGAACUUCGUCAAGGGAGUGGUUGACUCUGAUGACCUUCCUCUGAAUGUGUCCAGAGAAACCCUGCAGCAGCACAAACUGCUCAAGGUCAUCCGCAAGAAGCUGGUCCGUAAGACUUUGGACAUGAUCAAGAAGAUUGCAGAUGAUCAGUACAACGAAAAGUUCUGGAAGGAGUUUGGAACCAAUGUCAAACUGGGCGUCAUCGAGGACCACUCCAACAGAACCCGUCUGGCUAAACUGCUCCGCUUCCAGACGUCCAACAGCGACACAGUCCUGUCCAGCUUGGAGCAAUAUGUGGAGCGCAUGAAGGAGAAGCAGGACAAGAUUUACUUCAUGGCAGGGACCAGCAGGAAGGAGGCGGAGUCUUCUCCCUUCGUUGAGAGGCUGCUGAAGAAGGGCUACGAGGUCAUUUACCUGACGGAGCCUGUGGACGAGUACUGCAUUCAGGCGCUGCCAGAGUUUGACGGAAAACGCUUCCAGAAUGUGGCCAAAGAGGGCGUCAAGUUUGAGGAAAGUGAUAAGGCCAAGGAGAAGAGGGAGGCCCUGGAGAAGGAGUUUGAGCCUCUCACUACUUGGCUCAAGGACAAGGCCCUGAAGGACAAGAUCGAAAAGGCCGUUCUCUCUCAGAGGUUGACCAACUCGCCCUGCGCUCUGGUUGCCAGUCAGUACGGCUGGUCAGGAAACAUGGAGAGGAUCAUGAAGGCUCAGGCUUACCAGACAGGAAAAGACAUUUCCACAAAUUAUUAUGCCAGCCAGAAGAAAACACUAGAAAUCAACCCCAAACAUCCCCUUGUCAAGCAGAUGCUCAACAGAGUCAAUGCUGAUGCUGAGGACCAGACCGCAUCAGAUCUCGCAGUGGUUCUGUUUGAGACGGCAACUCUGCGCUCAGGAUACCAGCUGGCCGACACAAAAGCUUACGGAGACAGAAUAGAGCGCAUGCUCCGGCUCAGCAUGAACGUCCCUCUGGACGAACAGGCACAGGAGCCAGCAGAGGAAGAGUCUGAAGAUAAAGAUGAAGAAGUUAUAGAUGAUGAUGACGAAACGCAAACCGGUUUUGUCCACAUCCAAAGACUGAAAACAGGAAUGAGUAUAGAAAUCCCCGAGGGACUGACGGAGCUGUUACAGAGCUUUACCGUGGAAGUGUUGAGGAAUCAGCCCAGGGACCUGCUCGAGUUCGCGCUACAGUACUUCACCCGGCUGAAGGACAGCGAGACCAAAGAGGCCUCCUUUGGCAAUGACCAAAACUCGGCCCCGCGAUCUGGGAAAGCGGUCAAUUUCAUUGACGAGGCCAUGCAGAUCGAUUCGGAGAACGGGGAGGAGGAGGAGGACGACGACGACGACGAGGAAUUCAUAGCGCCAGUGAUAAACAGAUUCAUCAGAAGAGCAUCGGUGUGUGCAGAGGCGUUCAACCCUGACGAAGAUGACGAAGAUAAAGAGCCAAGGGUUACCCACCCCAAAACCGACGAGCAGAGGCAGAGACUACAGGAAGCUUGCAGGGACAUUCUUCUGUUCAAGAACUUAGAUCCAGAGCAAAUAUCUCAAGUUUUGGACGCCAUGUUUGAAAAGUUCUGCACAGAGGGAGAGCACAUCAUUGAUCAAGAUGAUGACGGGGACAACUUCUACGUCAUCGAAAGUGGGACGUUCAACAUUUUUGUAAAGAUUGAGGGCGCGGAGAAGCUGGUGGGCUCCUAUGACAACAAGGGCAGCUUUGGAGAACUGGCGCUGAUGUACAACACCCCGAGGGCGGCCACCAUAAUUGCAACCUCGCCUGGAGCCCUUUGGUGCCUGGAUCGUCUUACAUUCCGGAGGAUUAUAGUGAAGAACAACGCCAAGAAGAGGAAGAUGUACGAAGCGUUCAUUGAAACUCUGCCCCUACUCACUUCUUUAGAGGUGUCGGAGAGAAUGAAGGUGGUAGACGUGCUGUCCACCAGAGUAUACAAUGACUCACAGCAAAUUAUUGCUCAGGGUGACUUAGCGGACUGCUUUUACAUCGUUGAGAGCGGCCAAGUUAGGAUCACCAUGAAAAGGAGCCGGACAAAAAAAGACGAGGAGGAGGAAGAGGAGCUCGAUAUUGCCACGUGCACGAGGGGCCAGUAUUUUGGGGAGUUGGCUCUUGUCACAAACAAGCCCAGAGCUGCAUCGGCAUAUGCUGUGGGGAGUGUCAAAUGUUUGGUCCUGGAUGUGAAAGCGUUUGAGAGACUCCUCGGCCCUUGCAUGGACAUCAUGAAGAGGAAUAUCGCUAAUUACGAGGAGCAGCUGGUGGCCUUGUUUGGAAGUAGCGCUGAGAUUGAGCAACAGAGUGCAUAAGGCGACUCCAAUGAACCAUGAAGCAAGAGGGCGGCAGAAACAAAUAAAAAAGAAAAGAAAAAAGUUCUCACUGUGGAUGUUUUCCACAACACUAUUCAAAACAGAAGAAGAAAUGUGAAUAUCCACUACACCACAUUUGAGUGUCUUACAAUUAAGACUAAGAUACGGCCCGUGUUGGUAGAGCGUGUGACAGAAAGUCGCAACCUCGGAAGUUGCUUAAAGCCUGUUUUAUUACAUUAAUCAUGACUUACACUGUAAAGAAUAUGUGUGCAUUUUACUUGUCAGUGUCAAGUGCUUCACUUUUUCUGAAAACCGAAACACUUUGUUAUGCCUCACCCCAUUUUUUUGACAACGGUAUUCUGAUAAAAAAAAAAAAAAAAGUGUAUUAUUGCUUGUAAAUUUCUAAAUUUUACCAAUCGUAAAUAGGUCUCCAAAGCUGAUUUAUGCUUGGAUAAUCAUGGGCAGUUUUGGUGCACUACCUUUCUCAGAAGGAGAAGUCCACAUGAACUACAAUGGCAUGAAAGAGUAUUUGCCUCCUUAUGGAUUUCUGCCCAUUUUGCUUCUUUUUGUCGGAUGCAAAUGUUUUAGAUAUUGAAACAAAUUUUAAUAUCAUGCAAGGAUGGCCUGAGUAAAAACAAAAUCCAGUUUUCAAAUGGCAAUUCCAUUUACGUAGAGAAAAACGUCUCCAAACUAACUGGCUCCUAUGCAAAUAAAAAAGUAACCUCUUCCCUUGUUAAGCCUGCAUUAGCUAUGAUUAACCAUGUUUUCUUUGAAAGUACCUAAUUGCAAUCUUACUACUACCAAACGUUAGGAAAUCACAAGGCAUCGUGUCUGAAAUCACGAGAGUCGUAACACAAACAGAGAAAACUUUGAAGAAUUCAGAACUUUCAACACGUCUAACAAAAUUGCUCUAAAACUGCAUUGAGAUUUUCCUUCAGCCUUUAGCUGAGGCCUCUCUUCCCUCAGUUAAUCGUAAUGUUCAUCAUAAAAAAGAGACAGGGCAAAAAUAUCAUCCUUGAAGGUUUCCAAGGCCAAAGCCCCAUCUCUCAUUUGCCAGAAGUAUCUUAAUGAACCCAGAGACUUUUGGGAAAAUAUAUAAUGGACUGGUGAGAGAAGAGUAGGACAAUAUGGAGGGUGUAUGUCCUGUUAGAUGUGACAUAAAACUGGCACAGCAUUUUGGAAACACAGUGUUUGAAGUGUGAUGCUCUGGGGCCAGUUUGAUUCUUUAAAACCAAGAUUAUGUCCAUUACUUAAUGGAAACGUGAAUUCUGCAAAACCUUUUUAAUGUGGUUAAAUUAAAAGGAGUCUGCAACAGCCGACCAAACUUGUUCCACAGAAAUGGUGUGAUGGCAGCGGUUGUCCCAAAGGGCUUAACAAGCAGUUUAUAAGGAUUUUUGGGGGAAUUGCUUUUUCACACCAAGCCAUUUCAUUUUUGACAGCUUUAUUUUUCUUUGUAAACACGUCAUUUGAAAUCUGCCAUUUGCAUUUUACUCACGGUAUGUCUGGCGCAUCUUAAGAUUUGUUAAUCUGAAACAUUUAAGUGUGAUACGUAUAAAGGAAAGCAACAGAAGAAGAAAUGUGCAAAGUGGGUGAAUACCUUCUCACCGUGCUGCAUUUCUAAAUCUUUCAUACUGUGUUAAGAGCAGAACUGAGUUCACAUUUGUACUCGAGUACAUCUUUGUUUAUCAGCAGAUUAUAACUCUUUGAUCUGAUAAACAGUAUUUUAUUCUUCAUAAGUGUUAGUGGCUCUUUGCCGAAAUUCUCUGCUUUUACAACAAAGGCAACGUCAGAGGGAGAAAUAGCUGAUAGUUUUGUAAGAAUAUACAACACAUUGCUGUACUAUUUUGAAACUGAGUGUUAUUAUACGGUGUAGGCCCACUUCGCAUUUAAGACAUUUCUCCACUGGAUUGUAGUCAUUGUAGGCAGUGUCUUGAGACAGUUUCCUUUGCUGUGUUUUAGUGUGAGAUUUAGCCCAUAUUUUUUUGCGUAGGUAAAAUAUACAUUAUUGCUGUCUACCUCUGCCAACGACAAUUUUUGCAUAUACCUGCCGAACAGGAAUCAAAAAGGGGUCAUUUUUUUCUUCCCCCCACUAAUCUCUCUCUUUUUUAUUGUUUUCUGUAACAAAGUUUUUCUGUUUUUUUUUGUCUGCAGCUGAGUUUACAUUUAAAAAUGCUGAUCUCCAACCAUUUUAGUAGCACUUUUAUUUUAUAAGGUAAGACCACAACGUUAGCCAGAAGAAAAAAACAAAACAAAAAACAAUUAUGUGUCUCACUUUUCAUGUCAUUAAAGAACAUUUUAUA